Molecule: messenger RNA, 529 nt
Organism: Chrysemys picta bellii (western painted turtle)
Lineage: Eukaryota; Metazoa; Chordata; Testudines; Emydidae
Source: RefSeq, a predicted model, not a curated record
GUAUUUCAGUGAUCCAGUGAGCAUGGACUGUGGUCACAACUUCUGCCGAUUUUGUAUCACAGAGUACUACGAAAAAUUGGAAAUUGAAGAAGAGGGAGUUUUCUGUCCACAAUGCAGGAGCAAAUUGAAGAAAGAGAAAUCCCAGACCAACAGGCAGCUUGCCAGAAUGGUGGAAAAUAUCCAGCAGUUAGGGAUAAAACCUGAAAACCUAAAAAAGCAGACAGUCGGCAGGGAGCAUGAGGACAAACUCAAGCUGUUCUGUGAAGAUGAUGGUGAGGUGAACUGUCUGCUUUGUGAUAAAACCCAGGAGCACGGAUCUCAUACGCUGGUGCCCAUCGAGGAUGCUGCGCAGGAAUACAAGGUGAAACUUCACAAAGACAUUGAGCAUCUGAAGAAAGUGAGGGAGGAGAUUUCAAAGCUGAAAUCCAAGGAGCAGAAUAAACCGAAAGACUGGAAACAAAGCUCCUCUCUGCAGCAGCUGAUCACAGAGAUGGAGAAGUGUCAGCAGCCAGCCGCUGAGCUGCUGCAG